Messenger RNA from Prionailurus viverrinus (fishing cat), 1391 nucleotides. RefSeq names its product BRCA2 and CDKN1A interacting protein (gene BCCIP). The transcript is spliced from 8 exons. Gene Ontology annotation, cellular component: nucleus. NCBI's taxonomy places the organism in Eukaryota, Metazoa, Chordata, Mammalia, Carnivora, Felidae. Bases 54 to 1106 code for a protein of 350 amino acids. The record is from RefSeq and is a predicted model, not a curated record.
GGUCCGGUAGGGCGGGUUGGAGGGAGUUGCGCAGGCGCAGUGAGGCUGGUAUCAUGGCGUCCAGGGCCAAGCGGCGUGCCUUGGGUAGUGGGGCUCCGCGGGUUCCAGGUGUUCCGGUCCCGCGAGACGAGGAAGAAGAGGAAGAUGAAGUGGAGGACGAGGACGAAGACGAUGAAGACAGUGACGAAGAAGAGGAUGAAGACGACGAGAGCGUCGACGAGGAAGUGAACGUUGAAUUUGAAGCGUAUUCCAUCUCAGAUAAUGAUUAUGACGGAAUUAAGAAGUUACUGCAGCAGCUUUUCCUGAAGGCUCCUGUGAACAUUGCAGAACUAACUGAUCUCUUAAUUCAACAAAACCACAUCGGGAGUGUGAUUAAGCCAAGGCUCUCGAGAAAGUUGGCACCCACAGCCUCUACUUCCUCUCCUCCCAAGCACCCCCAUCUGGCCUUUACCAUCAGUGCUCCACUGACGUUCUGGAACUGUCGGCAAACGGAUGUUUCAGAAGACAGUGAUGACGAUGUGGACGAAGAUGAGAUUUUUGGAUUCAUAAGUCUUUUAAAUUUAACGGAAAGAAAGGGUACGCGGUGUGCUGAACAAAUUAAAGAGUUGAUCCUGAGCUCCUGUGAGAAGAGCUGUGGGAAGAGCUCGGUUGAACAGCUGGACGCGCUUUUCAACGACGCCUCCAAGCCCGUGGGCUUUCUCCUCAGCGAGAGGUUCAUUAACGUUCCUCCUCAGAUCGCGCUGCCCAUGCACCAGCAGCUCCGGAAAGAACUGGCAGAGGCACACAGAACGAACAAGCCGUGUGGAGAGUGUUCCUUCUACCUUCUGAUCAGCAAGACGUUUGUGGAAGCUGGAAAAAACAAUCCCAAAAAGAAAUGGAACAGCCAAGAGAAAGAUGAGUUAAUGUUUGCAAAUGCAGAGGAAGAAUUUUUCUAUGAGGCAAUCUUGAAGUUCAACUACUCGGUGCAGGAAGAGAGCGACACCUGUCUGGGAGGCAGGUGGUCCUUUGACGACGUCCCGAUGAAGCCCUUGCGAACUGUGAUGUUGAUUCCAGGUGACAAGAUGGACGAAAUCAUGGGUAAACUGAAAGAGCAUCUCUCUCUCUGACCCGUUUCCCAUGGGCAGCAGGGGGCUGGUUUUCGUUUUUGUAAAAUUACCAGAAAACAGCUCAGAUUUACUGAAAAACUCAUCACUUUAUUCAGAUUAAGGUCCUCUACAAAAAAGUAGGGUUCUGUCACCUGUGUCUGUGACACAUUUACAAAAUAGCCUUUUUAAAAAAAAAAAUUUUUGGUCAAAUUACGAACGGUUGAUGAAGAGCUUUUCCAGUAAGAAGGAAAAUGUGGAGUAGUGAUUUAAAGAACUCAAUAAAAACUUCCAUUUUUUAUUUUUAAA